This is a messenger RNA of Leptidea sinapis, 2352 nucleotides long. RefSeq lists its product as uncharacterized. The coding region runs from base 380 to 2083 and encodes 567 amino acids. Gene Ontology annotation, molecular function: protein binding. Lineage: Eukaryota; Metazoa; Arthropoda; Insecta; Lepidoptera; Pieridae. The record is from RefSeq and is a predicted model, not a curated record. The transcript is spliced from 3 exons.
UUUGUUUGUUCGAAAUACAUGUAUUACCGGCGUAUAGAUAUUAGGUAUAUAGUUUAAAGUAGGAACUAGGAUCCAUAGUCUAAGAAUUAAGAUUGCCGGCUAUAAAUUAUAAUAAUUUGUUAUUAAUAUAUAUUACCGCGCGACUGUAAAUUGUAGUCGUAACAUUAUAGACCCGAUAGGUAUUAGUGCGUAGGAGUGUAAUGAAAAAACAAGCAAAGAGUAGCGAUCUAAGAUCGUUAGAUUAAUAGUGUUCUGUGUCUAAGAUUCUCUACGAUUUCCUACUUAGAUUUUAAAAUUUGAAUUUCGAGCAACCAAUUGUUUAAAUUUGCAAAAAACCCUUAGCGGUCGUGAUUGUGUCCCAACUCCCACAAUAAAUACAAUGUGGCUGACAAACUUUCAUUCAUUAAAAUCAUCCAACAAUAUUGAUACAGAACGCAAAGUUUACAAUGCUCUGGAAUCAGAUGAUCUGGCUGAUAUAGUUAUGACAGCAUUAGAAAUACUGAACUUGCAGACAAAAUUCGCCAAUAAGUUCAUUCCUCAAGAGGAAAUAUACAUGUAUAAAUCUGAAAUUCCUUCAACUAUAUAUCGUGAACAGGGAAAUAAUCAUUUCAACAAUAAGGAAUAUAAAGCCGCCUUGGAGUUAUACAAUAAAGCCCUAAUGUUUGCGCCAGUUAACUCCAGAGCUAUGGCAUUGGCUUACAGCAAUAGAUCAGCAAUUCUUUUCAAAGUAAAUCUUUUUGAAUUAUGCAUAUCGGAUAUUGAAAAAAGCCUGGCUGCAGAAUGCCCAUCUCAUAUAAUAACAAAACUUCAAAACAGAAGGGAAGCAGCUGAAAAACAUGUGGGAUUAUACAUAUAUCAGUAUGAUGAUGUGAUAAAAAAUUAUGCCCAAAAUUAUUUUGAUGUAAAACAACACCAACAGAUACCAUAUGCCAAUAUAGAUGUCAGGCUGAUAGAUGGAGAAGUGAAAGUCACUGCAAGAUCUUCCAUACAUUCAGGGAAAGUAAUAACUUAUGAAGAACCAUAUAUGAUGACUUCUAUUACGGAUAAUAGACUGGUACUUUGUCACUAUUGUUACAAGUUUGUGCCAAAUUUAAUACCUUGUCAAAACUGUUGUGAUGUUUUAUAUUGCAGCGAAGACUGCAAAGAUUUGAGCUUCAAAGAAUAUCAUGAGAUUGAAUGUAAAAUCGUGAAUUUUAUAGAACUAACAGAGUAUGAAGGAGUCAUUCAUUCUUUAAUAUUUAGAACUGCACUUAAAAUGAAAUAUGGAUCUUCUUGGAAUGACUUCAUCAAGGCUUCCAAGUUGAUGGGCUCUGAACGAAUAAAGAGCAGUAAUAUUGAGACAUUAAACUUUACCAAUAAAUUUUCCAUACUUUGUGCAAGUGAAAAUAAGCCAUUUAUAUAUGGAAAAAAAUUCAAUACCAGUUUUGUUUUUGCUAAACUUAUACAACACUUAGACAAAAGUAGAUUAUUCUUUCCACAAAGUGGGAAACAGAAAGCAAUGAGGGCAUUUGCUAGAAUAAUGAUGCAUUUAUAUCUGUAUGCUUCAGUACGGAAAUUAUAUCCGUAUUCAUUUGAUGCAUUUUUAAAACUACACUUGCUUGUAAGAGUACCUUCUUUUGGAAUCUACACUUUUGCUAGUAAGCUGAAUUAUUCCUGCAAACCGAAUUGUGUGUUAAUUUCAUUGAACAGAAAAACAUAUUAUAUUGCUAUCAGGAAUAUCAAACCUGGAGAUGAGCUGAUUGUGUCCGAUGAACUGUUUCCAGACACUGAUUGCAAGAUUUCAGCCCAAGACUACAACUAUGUAUGUGAUUGUUUAGCGAACAAAGAUCAGACCUCGAGGGAUCAUGUCUCUAGUGAACAGAAGCUUUACUAUAAUAAUCUGGAUAUUGACAAUUUGAUAACUUUAGGUAAAGAUGAAAAAAUUUCAUUUAUAUUUGAGACAACUGCAAAAGCUUUGGAUGUCCUUGGUGAUGUACCAGGGUCUGAUGAAUACAAGAAAGUUUACAGACUCUUCCGCUUUUGUUUAGGUGCCUUAGAAUUUACUCAGACAGAAAGUAUUUUUAUUUCUCCCGAUAUGAAUUAAUGUCGCAAUAUCUCAGUAUAAUUAUUUUUAACAUUAAUUGUGUGUGCAAGCGCUAAUGCUUCGGUUUGAAGGGUGCUGAAUAACAAACUGGGUGGGAUAGUGACUUUUAUUCAAUCAUAUUUUCAUUGGUUAUACUUAAUACAUUCUUUAUAACAAUAUUGAUUUUUCUACAAUAGUAAAACAGCAUGAGGAAGAAAAACUAGAAUUUUUGUAAGAACUUUUGUUUUAUUACACUAAAGAAGAAUAAAAUAAACAUAAUUUAAAAAAAA